AUGGAGGACGAGAGCAGCCAGGACUCAAGCGUGCAAUACAUGAACCUCUCCGACAACGAAGCCAUGCAUUAUCGGAUCCCUGCUAGCAUUGAAGACCAAGACUACAGUGGCAUUGAGACAGCACCCAGAGUUCUUUGCCAUCAGCAUGGUGUGGCGGCUGAGAGGCGUGUAGCAUUCGAAGCAUUUAACACGGGCAGGAGGUUCUUAGUCUGUCCUAUGAGUGAAGAUGACAACUGUGGUAUUGUUCUCUGGGUUGACCCAGAGUGGCCUCCUACAUUGCAGAAUGCCUUGUUGAAGCUAUGGGAAAUGUAUCAUGACAGCAAGAGUGAUAGGAGGAAGGAUAACCUGGAGAGUUCACUCACUAUUCACCAUUUGACUGAAGAAAAAAAUAAUCUAGAGGCCAACUAUGACAAAUUGGUUGAAGAUGUGCACCAACUGUUCAAUGCUCAAGAGGAUAGGAUGGUAGAUUUCAGCUAUUUGCAGGCUAAGAUGCAGAAUGUGCAUGUUUCCGAUUUAGUUGUAUCUGACAUGAAGAUAGAGAUGGGGAAGAAAGAUGCAGAGAUCUUCAAGCUGCAGGAGAAGUAUAAAGUACUGAUGAACCUGACACAAUCUCAAGGCACUUGCAUCAGGAACCUGAAGUUUAAUCAUCUAAAAGAGAAGGAAGUGCUUAGUACAUCCACCAGGAACCUGCAAUUCCAUGUUGAUUAACUCAAAAAAUCUGAGGAAAAGCUCACCCAGGAGAACACCCAGCUG
This is a messenger RNA of Triticum urartu, 753 nucleotides long. The record is from RefSeq and is a predicted model, not a curated record. Lineage: Eukaryota; Viridiplantae; Streptophyta; Magnoliopsida; Poales; Poaceae.